Molecule: messenger RNA, 911 nt
Organism: Drosophila ananassae
Lineage: Eukaryota; Metazoa; Arthropoda; Insecta; Diptera; Drosophilidae
Exons: 4
Coding region: 84-518 (144 amino acids)
Source: RefSeq, a predicted model, not a curated record
AGAAGGUUACAGAACGUAAACCAAAAGUCUAGACUCUAGAGAGAAAAAUAAAAAUUACCUAAUCGGCAGAAAAUAGCAUCAAAAUGGGACUGCCAGUUUUCAGUAAGUGCUGCUGCCUCGAGCUCAAAUGGGGAGCUCUCAUUGUGGCCAUUGUGGAUUUGAUAUUUUGCGGCUCAGCAGCUGGGCAUUCGGCCAUAAUAAGAGGCAGAGAUCUUUUGAACAUCCUUUGGUAUGUAGCAGUAUUGCUGCAUUUGGCGCACAUAAUCGCUUGCAUUUUAGUCAUUGUUUCUGUGUGGGUGCCGAAGAAGGAGUUUCCCUGUGUCUAUCUCAUAACGGCACUAAUAAGAUUUAUUUUCGAUAUAAUUUUUGUGAUAUUUAUCAUUAUAGAAUUCGGUUUUGAAGGGGAUUACCUAAUAACCGCCAUCAUUAUUUUAAUUUAUAUUGCUUUGACCGUUUACUUUUGGUUAGUUAUCUACUCAUACUACAGGAAGUGCGGAGGGCAUACUCCAGCCGAUUAAAAACCUCCAAGAGUACCUCUGCCACCUGACAGUAUCUUUUUUAACGAAUGACCUCUUUCGAUAUAUGUCGCCUCCCAGAAGUAAUAAUGAUCUCCAAAUCAAACAGUAUCACCUCUUUUAUGAAUAUACACAAAAUUUGGAAUAAUGGAGGAUUUAUUUCCUCCCAAUCAAAUGGCAGUAUGACCUCUUUUAUGAUUAUGAACAAAAUAAUGACCGCCAAGUCAAGUGACAGUAUGACCUCGUUUAACCUGUGACGCAACUCCGAUGUAUUUUUAUAAAUAUGAACAAAAUUUAUCGUUUUAAGUUAAAAUUAUAAUGUAAAUAUAAUAUAGCCUUAUUUAUAAUUAAGGCUAGGACAUAAAUGUACCUAAUACACAGUUGCUUGCAUCUAAA